UCGUAUUUAAACUUUCAACGUUACCAAUUACCAACCAAAAACCCCCAAAUUCACACCAAGCCUAAACCCUAGAUCCUACCAUACCAUUCCUGAUGGACGAAUCAGGCGAGAGAGACGGGGUUGCUGCCGCGACGGUGAUCCAGACUCCACGGAGGAACGUCCGUCGUAAGCUGGUCCAGUCGACGUUGCUCCCGCGUAAAUCGGAGGAUGUAAUUGAGUCGAAUGGAGAUCUGUGGUCAAGCGACGGCGAAGGAGGAGGAGGAGAUGGUGAUUUCUGUAGCAGUCAAAGGAAGAAGACGAGAAAACAGAGAACGACGACACCGAAGAAGAAGAACGGAGCUCCCAAGAAGAUGGCUAAAGGAAAGUCAACGCCUAAGCACAACUCAAAUAAGAAUGGGAUCAUAGCUGCUGAUGAUCAACAACAACCACAUGCCUCCUCACCUUUACUUCCUAAUUUGCGUCUGGAAGCAAAACUAAGAGCCGAGGAAGAUUCGCGGAUGUCUGCUGGCAAGCAAUUGCAUCCCUUUUUCUCAUCUCGGAAAGGAGGGAAAAAGAGUCAAGAGAAUGGUACUUGUCAGGAUCAAGUAAAGGAUCAAAUUGGACCUAUCCAUGUUUUUGAGAGGUUUCAGGAUGAUGGUAAUCGGAACAUUGAUUGGAAGAACUGGACUUUCAUUGACCAUACGUCCACCACCACUUGGAAUCCUCGACAACAAAUUAAAUUUGAUCUAGUGAAUGAGCUUCCGACUCUUUCACAUCCUGACGUGUGCAUCAUCGAUGAUGUAGAUACUCAAUCAGAAGGUAUGGCAGAGGCAUCUCCGGUAGGCUCCUUAGAUGGAGCUCAAGUGGUGGGUUGUGAAGCAGUUAACUUGUCUAAUCAUCAUGCUGAGGCUACGGCAGACGUUUCUCAUGAACUGCAAAGUGGCCAGCCUCGUAGUAGCUUGUGGGUAAAUAAGUACCAGCCAAGAAGUGCCUCGGAGGUAUGUGGUAAUACCGAAGCUGUAAAACUAAUGAAUGAAUGGCUGUGCCAAUGGCGUGAGCGAGGCUUUCAGGCAAGCCAAGACUUUUUGAGUAGUGAUGCAGAGCAAUCGCAAGACUCCGACUACAGUUGUUCUGAAAGUGAUUCUGACUCGGAAAAUACUGGUGCUGAAGACCGCCUGAGAAAUGUUCUCUUAAUCGUUGGUCCAGUUGGGAGUGGGAAAUCUGCAGCUGUUUAUGCAUGUGCUAAAGAGCAAGGAUUUAAAAUCCUUGAGUCUAAUGCAUCAGAAUGCCGAAGCGGAACAGUUGUUAAGCAGAAAUUUGGGGAGGCUCUCGAGUCAAAUAGCCUAUCAAGGUCAUUGGAACCUCUUUUCAAUUCCUGUACUGAUGGCAAUGGGGUAGAGGAUGUGAUUGAAGUAACACCUGUAUCACAUAUCCAGAAUGACAAAGCCAACUUGAAGCCUUUAAUUCUUUUUGAGGAUGUAGAUAUUUCCUUUGCUGAAGAUCGUGGUCUCGUGUGUGCUAUCCAGGAGAUUGCUAAGAAAGCGAAAGGGCCUGUGAUAUUGACUGCAAAUGACAAGAAUCAUGGUUUGCCAGAGAACUUGAAGAGGAUAGAUAUAUGCUUUUCUUUGCCAUCAACAGAAGAGCUGUUUAGCCACCUUUCUUCGAUUUGUGCAGCAGAGGAUGUUAAAGUUAAUCCUGAUUCACUAGAGCAAUUGACCAUCACUAGUGGUGGUGAUAUACGGAAAGCGAUUAUGCAAUUACAAUUUUGGGUUCAGAGUAAAUCCCAAAGAGUUAGAAAGGCCAAGAACACUAGUGAUCCAGAUCGAUUUGAUCAUGAAGCUGGUCACGUGCUGCUUCCCAAGAUAAUUACGCAGGAUUUUCCUUCUCAACUAUCACAGUUUGUGGAGAAUGAGAUUGCUAAAUCAUUAUCCAUGGCGGAGAAAAGUCACGACACAGUUGAAGUAUUUGUUGAGGAGGUUGAAAACGAGAUAAUGCUUAAUAGAUUAUGGAGGCGGGGCACUGAAAAGAAUACCAUAGCAGCCAAGAAAGCAGCCAUGUUAAGGCAGAACACUUGUUUUGAGGAUUAUGAUGAGUUAGAUGACUUCUUAAGUGUUCCAUCUGGGCUUACCGACACUUCCUACCAGCCACUGUCUCUCUCUCGGCCAAACAGAAGGAGGAAGGCCAAUGUUGUGAUGUCCUCUGAUUCGGAAGAUGAACCUCUGAGUGACAUACAGGUUUCGGUUUCGAGACACGAGACAUCAAAAGUCUCUUGCAUUAAUGGGAUGCCACAGUCAGUUGAUGUAUCAUGUGUACCGGAAUCUUCAUAUGUUCCAGAAACUUUAAUGGAUGGGGAAGCUGAGCUGUCACCAAGAGCAGUAUCCUGUGGUCAUUUUGAUGGAGGAGUUGAAGCGUCCAUGAGUGAAGACGAUGAACAGAACUCCCCAUCAACAGAGAUACACAUAGACAGUUCACAGAGUUUUAAUUCCUUAAUGAAUACUUGCGAGAUCAUUGCACAAUCUUUUGAUGGGACAAUGAUGGAAGAUUGUUUUAAGGAUUAUGUAGAGAGUUCCCAGAAGAUGCAACAGGCAACAACAACAGAUGAAUGCAGCCGUAUAGAUUUUGGUAUGACAAUCAAGGCCGCUCAGAAAACGAAGCUUGAUACCUCGAGAGAUACCGUGCAAGAAUCAUGGAGAAAACUCUGUACGAGGCAUGCUGAUCUGAAGCCAUACUUGGAUUCAGAACCUGUAGAAGCUCCACAACUUCUUGACAUCACUCAUCAGAUAACCAAUCUAAUCUCAGAAGCUGACCUGACGCACUCUAGAUGCAUGAACUUUGUUGCGAUGGAGCCAAUGAUGAACACUUCUGGAGAUCUUGAUACGUCUGAGCUAGCUAAUGUGCUUGAACAGAUGACUUCCACUGUGGCGCAGAAAGGAUUUAACUUCUUCACAAACCAAAUUGCUACAACAGGAUCCGUCCCUAUUUCAUCAGCCAUAAUGCAGGAUUACACAUUGAGCAGUGGAGGCUUCUUGGAUAUGAAACCAGAAACACAUAUUAACGUACAAAAAUGUGAGCGAAUGGUAGAGCUUUCCGGUAUAUUAGAGACAGUAGUCCCUCCAAUAUCAUUGAAAGGAAGAGCUUUCCAUGAAUAUGCUUCAUUCAUAGGACAGAUAUCAAGAGCUGCUCCCUCUAAUGUGUCAGGAGCCAUGGAGAAAACCAGACGGCGAAGGUCCAGAGAAGCUCAACAUUAUCUGUCAAUGGAUCUAUGCUCUGAAGAUAUUGCAUUCUUGGGUCAUCACAGUAAAUAUAGAAGAGAUGAAUAAACCACCCAGUUUCAGUUUGUAUAGAAAUUAGAAACAAUCCAUACUUAAUGAGUUUUAAACAUGUUUGCUCAGCACUAACUUGGCAGAGUUUAGAGAUCAACCUCUUGAGCCUUGCUUUAGGCAUGACCAUACUGCAUAGUUACUUCAUUUUACAUAUAGAA
This is a messenger RNA of Raphanus sativus (radish), 3460 nucleotides long. RefSeq lists its product as uncharacterized. Lineage: Eukaryota; Viridiplantae; Streptophyta; Magnoliopsida; Brassicales; Brassicaceae. Gene Ontology annotation, biological process: DNA repair; DNA damage checkpoint signaling; mitotic DNA replication checkpoint signaling. The coding region runs from base 93 to 3299 and encodes 1068 amino acids. The transcript is spliced from 16 exons. Gene Ontology annotation, molecular function: ATP hydrolysis activity; ATP binding; chromatin binding. The record is from RefSeq and is a predicted model, not a curated record.